Messenger RNA from Aspergillus piperis CBS 112811, 1128 nucleotides. Its product is annotated as S-adenosyl-L-methionine-dependent methyltransferase. The record is from RefSeq and is a predicted model, not a curated record. NCBI's taxonomy places the organism in Eukaryota, Fungi, Ascomycota, Eurotiomycetes, Eurotiales, Aspergillaceae. The transcript is spliced from 5 exons. Gene Ontology annotation, molecular function: O-methyltransferase activity. The coding region runs from base 1 to 1128 and encodes 375 amino acids.
AUGACUCGACCUACCGAACAUAGUAACGUGGUCCUCGAGACUUUGAACUCGAUUGGUGCUCAUAUCUUCGCCACGGACGGUGAUCGCAGCAAAGCCCUCUUGGCCGCGUAUGCGCUGCCGGCACUGUGGGCCAGCUUGAAGGUAGUCAAGGACCUGCAGCUAUUCGAGAAAUGGCAUGAGCAAGGCGACGCAGUGCAAAGCAGUGAUGAGUUGGCCGCUCUGGUCCACUGCAACCCAGACCUCUUCGGCCGCAUCCUCCGUCAUCUUGCUGUGAACCACGUCCUAGCUGAGCCCACAGCCGGAACGUUUAAGCCAACGAGUUUCUCUCUCGCUCUUCUGCAGCCGGUCUUUGGCGAGUGGAUCAAUUACCUGUAUGACCUCGGCAUUCCCGUUUUUCACAGCGCUCCUGAGUUCCUACAGAAGACCAACUAUCGGAACCCCACCGACCCUAAAGAUGGGAUUUUUCAAUAUGCAAAGAACUACCAGGGCGACCUGUUCGAAUAUUUCACCAGCCACCCGCGUGAAGGGACAUCAUUCAACCAUGCCAUGGGUGGGGUGAUGGCUCAUCAAGCCAGCUGGCUAGACAUCAUCCCAGGAGAGCACUUUAUAGACGGAUCGAACCCCGAUCUACCGCUGGUUGUGGACGUUGGAGGAAACAUCGGCCAUGACAUUGAGAAGUUCCGCCAGGUGUAUCCGGAGACGGCGCACCGACUCUAUCUCCAGGACCGGGCCGCAGUGGUUGAGCUCGCCAAAUGCCCGGAUCCUGUGAACAAAAUGGUGCACAAUUUCUUCCAGCCGCAACCGAUCACAAAGUCCCGCGUCUACUAUCUGCACGGCAUUCUGCAUGACUGGUCGGAUGAACCGGCGCAAAAGAUUCUGUUGAUGCUCCGCGACGCGCUGAUGCCCGGGUAUAGUAAGCUGCUCGUGCACGACCAUGUAGUGCCGGAGAAAGAUGCUCAUCCGCAUGCCACCUCGUACGAUUUGACUAUGAUGGCCAUGGUGGCUGGCUUGGAGCGCACCGAGACGCAAUGGCGGACUUUGCUAUCCUCGGCGGGAUAUCGGGUCGUCAAGGUCUGGCGGUCGCCUUUAGCUGCACAGGCGGUUAUCGAGGCUGAAGUGGCACUUUGA